AUGCCGAAGUGGGUGGGAAUCUUACUUUUCCAAAUAUUCAGCAUUCUGGUUGAAUGCGAUGUCGGUGUGCCCUGUGCAGUAGACGGCUCUUGGUGUCCGUGGUCAGGUACAGUAGUGAAGUGCUCUGCAGCCUGUGGCGACAGUGGAAUGGGACUGCGGACUCGGCUUUGUGCCUGUCCCUCUCCCGCCCACGGUGGCAAAAGCUGUUCUCUGCCCCCAGGGGCCAAGGAGGCUGCAAUGCUUGCUCUUUCCCAUCUCCAAGACGCCGCUAUUCGCAAAGGCACCAGCGGUGGUAAAGGGGAUGGCGAUGAUGACUUUCCCAUGCCAACUGCCGCCGAUAUUGCGGCAAUUGCGGAUGGCUCAGGAAAAUGGGAUGCCUGCAACAGAAAGUUCUGUCCCUAUCUCAAACGGCUAACCGAUUUCGAGGUGAACAUCACAAUUGACGACUUACGGCUUCAGCGGCCCGAGGAUGCCUGGCUAUGGUCGGGCGGUAUACCCUCCAGUCAACACGACCCUGUGGGGCUGCACUGCUCUCCUCAGCUCCGGUCUCGAACCGAAAUCUACGAUAAGCGCUACCGCUUCCCCCGUGCUCGAGCGAUGUGGACUCGCAGUGUUGGUCGCUCCGAGUACCAGUCAUAUGACUUUGUAGGCACACCUCUGCGUGCUAACCGAAGGUUGCAAAUCUUGAGGGACCGGCUCAUUAUUCGUAGUCUAGACGAAGAUGAUGAAGGCGUCUAUCGAUAUGGGUAUGAGUAUGAACCUCUGCAGUUCGCCACGAUUUGUUUCUUUGCUGUCUAUCUAUCGGAUAAAGUGGUGGUAAUAGAAAGUGGUAAACCUUUUAAACUCACCUGCAACGCCAAAGGUCUAUGGCCUAUUAUCCAACAGACUCCCAAGGAUAACUGGAAAACCUUCUGGGCCUAUCGUCCAGAUGCAAAAGCUGCAUCUCUCGGCACAAAACCAAUCGAGAAACUUUGGUUGGUGGAUUUGAAACCUCCUCGCAUUAUAGAGGAGGAAGAUAUUUUCAUGAAUACGACUGAAGGAACCAUGGUUAUGACACUUUUUGACACUGAGAGGAGACAGUUUGAUGCUGUGGCCUAUGCUAUGAGUGGAUACUACCAGUGUAUCGUCCAAAACUCACCAAAAGGUCUAGGUGAACGUAAUUUUGUCACAAAUGCCGUCCAACUAAUUGUAGUUUCGCCUCCAACUCUGACCGAAAAGUUGAGGAAGUGGAUUGUCAAACAUUGGAGAGCAAUUGUCUACCUACUUCUUACGCUCAUGGUUGUCGCGCUGUUCUAUAUGUUGCUGAUUAGACUGAGAGCUGGACGCGUGGCUAGUUUGAGAAAUUGGGAGGCUCUCGAAGAGGCGAAAAAGCGGGCGAAGCUGAUCACAGCUGGAGAAAUUAAAAAACCGAAACCUCCACAAUGGAUUAGACCAUCUCCCGUUGCAACGGAAAAUCAUCUUCCCUCCGUCAACAAUGUUUUCGUGGAAAUCUUCAGACUGCUCACCCUGCCUCACACGCCACCUCCUCUGCCUCCCCUUCUCCCUCCUCCACCAACAUCGUUGGCUAUUUGUUUAAUGAAUAGAGAGACACCACUGGACCUGAGUCGUAAGGCUGCUACCGUGGCCUCUGGCAGUGACACCAUACAGAGGCGAGUCAAGGCCAUCAAUGGGACCUACCACCACAAUCGUAAUCAUCAUCACCACUACGGAUCAGGGAAACAGCCGAUUCCUCGUUGUUUUGAAUGCAAACGACUGUUUCCAACUCUAUGGGAUCUUAAUAUCCACUUUCUAGGGGAACAUCAAUCGACCUUACAAAGGGAGUUCACGCAGAACAGGUCGUGGAAGACGUGUUCCUUGGAGAACAUCUCGGUGCAUCAACUCCAAACAACGCUGCGGAGAGGAGCAGUGGAGAGAACAGGUUAUCCUUGCCCACAUUGUGACUACUUUGCCAAGUGGCCAACCGAAUUGCAGAAACACAUAAUGGUGCACUCGAAGGAGCGCCCACAUCAAUGCGUAAUCUGUGGCCUGACCUACAAAUGGAAGUGGGAUCUGGGUCGCCAUUUCGAUAAGUCGCAUCACCAUGCCGUGAAUCCGUACAAGAAGACUUGUCUAUCCGUGAGGGCAGCACGACAGCAACAGCAAAGAGUGGCAAAACGGUCAUCGGGUCAUCGUUGUGGGCGCAGAUCGAUGGGAGUGUCUCAGAUUCCUCUUCCACCAUCUUCAGUCCAUCUUCAACCUUAUGUUCCUCCUUCACCAUUUCCUAGUUUCAUUUCACCCUUUCCAAAUCCACAGUUUGGACAGUAUUUUUGA
Echinococcus granulosus is the source of this 2310-nucleotide messenger RNA. RefSeq names its product HIV1 enhancer-binding protein 2. Bases 1 to 2310 code for a protein of 769 amino acids. Gene Ontology annotation, molecular function: RNA polymerase II cis-regulatory region sequence-specific DNA binding; DNA-binding transcription factor activity. Gene Ontology annotation, biological process: regulation of transcription by RNA polymerase II. The transcript is spliced from 7 exons. Lineage: Eukaryota; Metazoa; Platyhelminthes; Cestoda; Cyclophyllidea; Taeniidae. The record is from RefSeq and is a predicted model, not a curated record.